AUGGAGGGCUGUGUGGUGGGGAGCUGGGCUCCUCUGGGCUUGCUCCUGGUCUGCCUUCAUCUUUCAGGCCUCUUUGCCCGGAGCAUCGGUGUAGUGGAAAAGAAAAUUCCCCAAGACUUGAGGACCAACUUGCCUCUUCUUCGACAACCUUCCUUGACUGGCCUCUCCAACUCCAAACAUCCUCAGUCCAAACCAGACUCUAGGGCUAAUGAUUUAGCAAGGGUUCUUCUGAAGCCCAAUGCUUCUCCAUCAGACGGCUCUCAACCAGCAGGAGGUUCUGGGGUUCAGAGAUGGCCCCCUUCUUGGGGGCUGCCCUCCAUGGAUUCCUGGCCCUCUGAAGAUCCUUGGCAGAUGGUGGCUGCUGCGAUGGAGGAUCAGAUGGAAGAAGUGCCGCCCGAAGAACUGUCUUUGCCUUCUAGUGUUGUUGCCCUCCCCCUGGGAGGUGGGUCCUCUGCAGGCCCCUCGCCUGAGGCUUCACUGCUCCACCAGGAUGCUGAGUCUAGGCAGCUACCCCGUUCCAACGUGCAGAGAGCCCAAGGAGAAAUCAUUGCCCCAAACCCACAUUGGUCUCUCAUCAAGAGGAUUCAACAGCCACUUCUGCCAGGUCACCCCUGGGGGACCUUGAGUCCCAGUGUGUCCUGGGGUGGAGGUCCUGGAACUGGAUGGGGAACAAGGCCUAUGCCACACCCUGUGGGAAUCUGGGGUAUCAAUAAUCAAUACCCAAGUUCUAGCUGGGGGAAUGUUAAUCGGUAUCCAGAUUCCAGCUGGGGGAAUAUCCAUCUACAUCCAGGCAUUAAUAAUAAGUUUCCUCUCCGAGUUCUCUAUCCUCCUGGCUCUUCUUGGAACAUGCCAGCUGACUUCCCCAAUCCUCAAAACCCUGGGUCGCAGUGGGGUUAGGAGAAUGACAGAAGGGGAAACCCCAAAUUGGAAGUGAAAGAAGGGAGUCCUGCUUCCACUUCUUGCAGUGUGAGCUAAAUCAAGAUUUAAUCAGCAUAGUUUGUAGCACCAU
Messenger RNA from Pteropus alecto (black flying fox), 1009 nucleotides. It is a transcript of the gene CUNH6orf15, whose product is annotated as chromosome unknown C6orf15 homolog. The transcript is spliced from 2 exons. Gene Ontology annotation, biological process: extracellular matrix organization. The record is from RefSeq and is a predicted model, not a curated record. Bases 1 to 897 code for a protein of 298 amino acids. Gene Ontology annotation, cellular component: extracellular matrix. NCBI's taxonomy places the organism in Eukaryota, Metazoa, Chordata, Mammalia, Chiroptera, Pteropodidae.